CCUCGUCAAGUGGUCGCUCACCAGGAUGCGAUGAAACGUUUGUUCCCCGAUGGCUGGUCACCUCCACGCAAAAUUUCUCGAGAGGCCAUGGAUGGUUUACGGACCUUUCACCGACACGACCCUGAGACGUUUACCACACCUGUUCUAGCUGAAAAGUUCAAGAUCAGUCCCGAAGCCGUUCGGCGUAUCCUCAAAUCUAAAUGGCAGCCUGAUGAAAAGCGGAAGGCGCGGAUGAUUGAAAAGGAAGUGGAAUCGAAG
Messenger RNA from Cantharellus anzutake, 258 nucleotides. RefSeq lists its product as uncharacterized. The record is from RefSeq and is a predicted model, not a curated record. The transcript has a single exon. Gene Ontology annotation, cellular component: nucleus. The annotation marks the transcript as partial. NCBI's taxonomy places the organism in Eukaryota, Fungi, Basidiomycota, Agaricomycetes, Cantharellales, Hydnaceae.